AUGUCGGACAAGCAAAAGACAGCGCUCGUCGCGGCCUCCGCGGCCGUCGUCGGCGUGACGGCCAGUUCGUACCUCCUGCGUCGGGUCAUGCGCCCCGUGCUCCACGCCCGUGCCGCCGCGUUCUUCACGCAGAUGCUGGCCGACGCCGACAUCCUCAUCGACCGCGACAUUCGCAUCUACGACGAGGACAUUUUCCUCGACUGGAUGCACCGCGGCAUGCUCGCGAUCGGCGAGUCGUACAUGGCCAAGAAGUGGGACGCCAUCAUCCCGCUCGACCUUCUCCUCGCGCGGCUGCUCAUGCUGCCAGCCGACAAGCGCCGCAAGAUGUUCACGGCCUGGAACGCCAAGUUCAUCGCACUGGGCGGCAAGAUCUUCAACUACCAGUCGCCCUCGCGCGCGUGGAUCGUCGGCGCGGUCCAUUACGACCUGGGCAACGACUUUUUCAAGCUCUGGCUCGACCCGUACAUGCAGUACUCGUGCGCGUACUGGAAGGGCAUUGACAAUGAGCACGACCUCGAUGCCGCGCAGCGCAACAAGUUGCACCUGAUUGCCAGGAAGCUCAAGCUCGAGCCAGGCAUGCGCGUGCUCGAGAUCGGGUGCGGCUGGGGCGGCCUUGCUUGCUUCCUUGCAAAAGAGUACGGCGUCCACGUGACGGGCAUCACGAUCUCGAACGAGCAGCUCAAGGGCGCGCGCGAGUGGGCCAAGCGCGAGGGCGUGACGGACCGCACGAGCUUUGAGUACUGCGACUACCGUGACAUGCACGGCCAGUUCAACCGCGUCGUGUCGGUGGCGAUGAUGGAAGCAGUGGGCUACAAGAACUUGGACGCGUACUUCCGUGUCAUCCAGCGCUGUCUCAUGGACGACGGACUUGCGCUUGUGCACGGCUGUGCCGCCAAUCGCUCCAUCGACGUUCCGAUCCAGCUCUGGAUCCUCAAGUACAUCUUCCCCAACGGCUUCCUGCCGUCUUUUGCGCAGCUGCUGCUGUUUGCCGAGCGCAAGCUCAUUGUCGAAGACGUCCAGAACCUCGGACCAGACUACGUCAAGACGCUCGGGUGCUGGCAGGAGCGCUACCAGAAGCACCUCGAUGAGGGCAACAUUGACCGCCCCGAGGUGUUUUGCCGCAUGUGGAGCUUUUACCUGCAGUACUGCCUUGCCGGCUUUCGUGCGCGAACGGUUCAGCUCGCGCAGAUUGUCUAUUCCAAGAACCGCUAUACCCGCUACGAUGCCGAGCGAUAG
This is a messenger RNA of Hyaloperonospora brassicae, 1236 nucleotides long. The record is from the annotation of a GenBank genome assembly. NCBI's taxonomy places the organism in Eukaryota, Oomycota, Peronosporomycetes, Peronosporales, Peronosporaceae.